AUAGAGUAAGUUAUUAGCAUUGAAUAGAAUAGAGGAGAGUGAUCACCAUUUUUGUUUUCUUUAUCCAAAUCUAUUGAAUGUUUUAAAGUGCAAUUCGAAUAGAGAGGGGGUGAAUAUUAUUGAAUGGGUUCUUAUUCUUGAAUGUAUACAUAUUCAAAGAUUGCUAGAAUUUUGAAGAAUGACAAUCAUCUAGUGGAUAGCAUAGUAGAAUAUUUAUUAACGAGUUUUUGGGGUUUUAUUCGACAGUAUAAUCAUGUAAAUAAUGGUGAAGAGACAAAAAAUGAUUAUAGGGAUGGGAUGAAUGUGAAUUGGAACCUGAAUAAUUAGAUACAAUCAAAGUGUAGUAUUAAACAAUUGCAUAUAAAUGCAUAUAUGAUCAUUUCUACACUGUUGAAAGAAGUGGGGGAACAACAACAACAACAACAACAAAAAAGAAGUAUUUGCAUAUAUAAGUUCAUAUCCCAUGAUGGUCACUAUCAACAAGUCAGUGAGUGAAUAAGGGAACCAUAGUAACUUGAACUGUUUAUAUGAAGAGGAGUACAUAUAUAUAUAAGGAGAUGGUGUAACCGGUGGAGAAUUUUCAGUUGCAUUUAUCUUUUCAAUAUUUACUUGAGACAAUGUUAUUUCAAUCAACGUUUAACACUCAGAAUAAUAAUACUAUUCGUGAUAAUAUUAAUAAUAGUACACUAAAUUAUAACUCAUAUUGUUUCAAUCCACAACUAAAAAGUUUUUCAGACCAAAAUAGUACCCCAUUAACUCAUGAUAUAGCGUUAUCAACUGCAAGCCAAUAUACAUCUACACCGAUCAAUUUUCAUUUGAAUAGAACGGAUGAUUUCUCUAUUAGACCAACAUAUUCUUCAUCUACCUCUCCUAUUAUAAACAAAUAUGAUAUUGAUGAAAUUUUAAAUAAACCUUCAUUGAAUUCAUUCCAAUCUAGUUCAGAUGAUUCGAUUAUUUCUAAUACCGCUACUAGUACUACUAUUACUACCCAUACUAUUACUACUAAUAAUAAUAAUAUUACUGAAAGCGAAACAAAUACAUCAACAACGCAUUUCAUUGAUAAACUUAGUAACUUCCCUAAUGAAAACGUCAUCUAUCCUCAAAUCAAUUUACAAGAUGAAAUCGGCCAAGUUUUGUCAUCGUCAUCAUCAUCGUCAAAGACAGAAGUAGCCACAACAACAACAUCAACUGUACACUUAACAAAAACCACUAAUCAAAAUUCAAUAAUAGAAGAUUAUUUUUUUAACAAUUUCAAUUCAUCAGAUAUUUCAUUAUUCUGGCUACCAUAUUUAAAUAAUAUUUUUAAUAUGUAUUCAUCUUCAUUGAUCAAUCCAUCUCAAAUGACAAAUUUUAAUCAGGCAACUAUUAAUUGGCGUCUAUGGAGAACUCUUUUAAGAUAUUUAAUGUUAAAUGAAAAUGGUCAUAAACAGUUUGAUGAUGAUGCUACAUCAAUGUUUUCUUUACCUUACUUUUUAUCAACUCAUACUCCUAUGACAAUACCAGUAAAUAAUGUGAAUAAUUUCAAUUCAGUAUAUUUAUGUAAUUGGGAUCAUUUAAUGGAUUUCUCAUAUGUACCCGAUCAAAAUGUUACAUCAAUUCAAACAACACCAUUAAAUCUUGCUAUGAAAUUGAAUUCAUCAGACUAUAACACUACUAUCUCUACUACAAGUGUGACUAUUAAUACUACUAAUACUACUACUACUACUACUACAUCUACUAUUAAUACUCCUAUUAAUCAUUCACCGAAUGGACUACAUUUUAGCAAUACUCAAAAAGUGUUAAUUACGCAAUCACAUAGAAUAAAAAGUUCAGUUCAAGCAUAUGAAAUGAUCAAUGAAAACAAGAAUAUUUUCACAAGAUCGAAAACUGAACCCAUAUCAACAACAUUAUCAAUGAAUAUUAAAAAAUCAAUUUAUAAAUGUUCACAUUGUGGUCGAGGAUUCAGUAAAGCAUAUAAUAGAACAAUACAUGAACGUACUCAUACAGAUGAACGUCCAUUCGGUUGUGAUGUUUGUUCAAGACGAUUCAGACGAAAAGAUCAUUUAAGAGAUCACAGGAAGCUGAACUUCUUCAAAGAAUAAAUCAUAGGAUCCACCACUACACUCAUUUAACAUCAAAACCAUUUUCAUGUUCAAUAUGUCAUCGAGGCUUUUGUCAAUCACGUUCAUUAGAAAAUCAUAAACGUUCAAACCAUCCAAUUAAAAAAGAUGAAACCGGUACAAAAUUCAAUGAUAAUCAUUCGACUAGAUUGAUUUAUACAACAGCUAAUAUUAUUCCUAUAAAUGACAUGAAUACUAUUACUACUACUACUACUCAUAAUAAUAAUAAUAAUAGUAGUAGUAGUAGUAGCACUAGUACUAGUAUGAAUAUCUGUACUACAAAUAGUGACGUGAUCAACAUAAUAAGAAAUAAUAAGACGGUAUAAAUACAAUUUAAAUAAUGUAUUCAACAAUUGUUUUCAUGGUUAAUAUUUUGGUUUGUUUUGUUUUAAUGAAUGAACAAAAUGAAAAGAAAAAUAUUUUAUUCACUUUCUAAUGAAUGAUUCAUGUG
This is a messenger RNA of Schistosoma haematobium, 2550 nucleotides long. RefSeq lists its product as uncharacterized. Gene Ontology annotation, biological process: regulation of transcription by RNA polymerase II; embryo development. Bases 618 to 2081 code for a protein of 487 amino acids. The transcript is spliced from 6 exons. Gene Ontology annotation, molecular function: DNA-binding transcription factor activity, RNA polymerase II-specific; RNA polymerase II transcription regulatory region sequence-specific DNA binding. The record is from RefSeq and is a predicted model, not a curated record. NCBI's taxonomy places the organism in Eukaryota, Metazoa, Platyhelminthes, Trematoda, Strigeidida, Schistosomatidae. Gene Ontology annotation, cellular component: nucleus.